AUGUAUUGUAAUCAUUCAUCUACAGAAGGUCCACAACAAAAUAAGUUUUUAAUAAAUUUAUUAUGGGAACACUUUUAUGAAAAAGAUGGUGUUGAUUUAUUAUCUACAAUAGAUAUUAUGCCAGGAACAUUGUCAAAUGAUAUUUCAUGUCGAAUAGCUCAUAUUCAAUAAGAUGUUGGCCAAGAGUUCCAUUCAACUAGUGAAGCAAAACGAAAUCGAUAUGCGGAAAGAAUAAUUAAACGAGUUCGAGAAUCUGUUAGCUCAGGUACUAAUGGAAUAAAAUUAUAUUUAACAUGUAGUUCUUAUGAUACGGAUGGUUUUAAUGAAAACCUAUCGAAAGAACCUUAUGGAAAAUUCGAUCUUGAAAAACUAUCUGAUGAUAUCAAAAAUUUGCCACACAAUUUUCAUGCGAACCGUCUGCAAAAAAUGUGUGUGACUGCAACUGCUAAAAUUAUCAAUAGCUGUUUUCGUCGUGGUUAUGUUGUCAAUGUUAUGAAAUAUAAAAUAUAUGCUGGAGUAGCUGCUGUCAUACCAUUUGCUGAUUUAAUACCCAGAUAUUUAGAACGCGAAGCAAUUCGUCAGGCCUUUGGAAUCAACAGCCGUUCACGUUUCAUGGUUUGGUGGACAGGUCUAAAAGAUGAAUUGAAAGAAUAUUUGGGGAACUUUAACAUUGAAGUUGAUAAGGAUAGUUUGACAACAUCAGCGUUCAAAAACACAUUUCAAUUACGAAGUCCUGCAAUUGAAACUAACAUAAACGCUGGAACAUUCAUUGUCAGUAGACCUGCGGCAGCUGUUGGCAUUGCUGGUGUUGCCAUUUCUGAUGAUGUUCUUAGACUCAGUGGAGUGGGUGCAAUUAAUGCUGUUCGUGGUUUAUCUAUUUCUCUCAUUGUUGUCGAUGUAGCUCUUACAGCGACUAUGUGUGCUUGGUCAGCAGUAUCUAAUGGCAAACAAAUGUAUAAUUAUUUAAAUCGACUAUGUGACGAUAUUAUACUUAUUAGUGAACCCCUGGCAUUGAGAAUUUUGAACGGUAACGAUGACCUAAGUGAAAGCUUUCUAAUUGUAAAUGAAUAA
Molecule: messenger RNA, 1071 nt
Organism: Rotaria sp. Silwood1
Lineage: Eukaryota; Metazoa; Rotifera; Eurotatoria; Philodinida; Philodinidae
Source: the annotation of a GenBank genome assembly